Molecule: messenger RNA, 417 nt
Organism: Vicia faba (fava bean)
Lineage: Eukaryota; Viridiplantae; Streptophyta; Magnoliopsida; Fabales; Fabaceae
Source: the annotation of a GenBank genome assembly
AUGUCUUCCGAAACUCAAAAUUCACAGAGGAUACUGAGAUGGGUUCAGGAAGAGGAAGAACGUGUAAGAGAAAAUAACAGAAAUGCAUCGAAGUGCAUAAUUUUAGACAUGAUAGCUGUUACAACAAUAGACACAAGUGGACUUGAAACUUUAGGUGAACUUAGAAAGAUGCUGGAAAAGAGAUCACUUCAAUUUGUGUUGGUAAAUUCUGUUGGAAAUGUGAUGGAAAAGUUAGAUAUGUCGAAGAUUUUGGAUAGCUUUGGACUUAAAGGAGUAUAUCUCACUGUAGGAGAAGCUUUGGCUGAUAUAUCGACAUCAGAGAAAGAUGAACCUUGUCUGAUAUUUCUAGACUAUACCCGUCAUCUAUUAUUUCCGUUUUGGUUAACAUGUAACAAAUUUUUGGUUCUGAAAUCUUAA